Molecule: messenger RNA, 4644 nt
Organism: Pimephales promelas (fathead minnow)
Lineage: Eukaryota; Metazoa; Chordata; Actinopteri; Cypriniformes; Leuciscidae
Source: RefSeq, a predicted model, not a curated record
CAGUUGAAUCACAUCUCAGUCAGAGUUCUUACUCAGACAUUGCACAGCAGAAUUGACAGCAGUGUCCUGCCCCACAGACAUAAAAGUGAACUUUCUGAGCUGAGGAUUUUUGAUCUGAGAGAGAAGAUCUAUCAAUGGCUUUAAAGACAAUAAACUUCAUCACUUGGAAUGUAAAUGGACUUAAGCGACAAAGAGAUCAGAAAUUUCAAGAACUACAAAAUGUGGAUGUUAUUUUAUUUCAAGAGACGCACAUUGGAGAAGGAGAUGAAAAUAUUGUAGAAGACUUUAAAGAUGAGUGGCAUAUUUUCUACACAAAGUACACCUCCUCCAGCAAGGGAUCAGCCAUACUAGUGAGAAAAACACUAGAUUUCAAAUACAUAAGUGAUGAAAAAGAUAACAGUGGAGCUUAUGUUGUGUUGAAAUGUAAAUUGGAAGGUCAGCCGUACACUCUUGUUAGUGUUUAUAAUCAUCAAACAGACACAAAAACCCUUGAUAAACUUUCAAGGUACCUGCAGUCAAUGACCACAGGGCUGCUGGUGAUUGGUGGAGAUUUCAACACAGUUCUUAAUAGAUUUGUUGACAAAAAAAUUAACAAUUUGACAAACAACAGCUCUCAUAGUAAACAGCUGUUAUUUGUAGAGAAGUUCAUGAAAUCUCUUCAACUGGUUGAUGUCUGGAGAAGAAAGAACCCCAUAAAGCAAGAUUAUACGUUCUACAUUAAAGACUCUCCUGUGUCCAGGCUGGAUUACUUCUUUGUUCCAGAAGAAUGUAUGUGGCGUGUCGGAAUUUGUGAAAUAAGAGACUCAGGGAAAAGUGAAAACAAAGACCACCGGCCUGUUUCUUUAGAGAUCAACAUCCCUGCGAUGCCUAUUCAGAAAGAUCCACAGAUACAAACAAUCUUCCAAUGGCUGAAUCUAAAAAAGGAUCUUUUGACAGAUGAGACUGGUUCGUCACUGGGCAAAGAAAGCUCACAUGCAGUCAGUGUGGUUGACAUUGUGUCAGCUGUACAAUCUCUUCAAGUGUCAGACACACCAAGACCAGAUGGUACCCCAGCAUCCUCCUAUAAAGACAAAAUUCAGGAUCUAAUUCCAUACAUUAAGAUGCUCUAUGACAGAAUCCACAGCGGUGCGUUUAACUGCUCUGAGACACGCUUUAAUGAAACUGUGAAGAGUCCACAUGAUGAUAGUCAACACUUUUUUAAUGUUGACUACCUCAUCAUUGCAACUAUUCUGGCAAGACGCCUAGAUGAUGUCAUUGAGUCUCUUCCAAAGGGGCGGAUCCAAAGAGAGUCAGCUGCUGUCAUGAUCACUCCCAAAACACAUCAUGCUUUAAUAAGUUUGAGUCAUAUUAAGGAUGAGCUAGAACAGCAAAAACGGUCAAAACCGACUCUGAGCCAGGAUCUUCUCCUUAUAGAAAAUCUCCUCAGUGAUGCAAAUGUUCUCAAUGUUGAGAAAUACAAACGGCUACAUCAGGGCUGCCCUUUGACCCCAGGACUCCUAAUGUUGGCUCUAAAAAGCUAUGCCUCACAGUUAUUUGGACAUUUAGAAAAGUCUGGGGUUUUCAUUUUCAAACAAAGUGUGAUAGUUUACUUUCAACCUGAGGACCUAGACAUGGUCAAAGCUACUGUGGAGAGCAAUACUACUGAAGUAUAUGAAAUAGAGAUAUUAUCCAAAGGAAAUGAUGAACUGCUAAAAUGCCUAGAAAUUUAUGCUAAGGAUGAGGACUGGGACAAAGAAUCAGAAGAAAACAGCUCUAAAGCAGAUGAAAUGGAUGAUGGGAGUAAGGUGUAUCAAAAGAGUGAAUAUGAGUCUAAAAUCUCUGAAGAAGAUGAAUCAAUGGAAGUCGAUGUGAGUAGAUCAGCCAUUUCUGGACCACUCAAAGAAGAGAUGGAAACAUUUCAAGGGAUGAAGAAGAAUACCCCUCCACUUCUUCCUGUACCACCACAAUCUUCAUCUUCCUCUGAUGGUACUAAAAGAAAUCGUGAUCAUAAAUCAUCCGUCCUGAGUAUACAGUCACCACUGACAACAGAUGAGAUCAUGGAGAAGGCAAGGCAAAUUAUGAAAAAAUUUCCCAAAAACUCAGAUCAAAUAGAUAAAGGCAAUGUGAAGAAGGCAACCAUUGGGAUUUUUGGAAAAUCAGGAGAAGGGAAGAGCUCCCUAUUAAGUGCAAUAUUGGGGAUUGAGUAUCUACUGCCAUCUGGUUGUUUUGGUGCCUGUACAGCCGUUGUUACUCAGGUGGAAGCCAACCUGACUGACUCCAACUACACAGCAGAGUUUGAACUCUUUUCUAAAGAGGAGUGGAACAAAGAGCUUGAAGAUCUUUUCAGAGUUUUGUCAGGUGAAAAUGAGGACAGGACUGAUGACUUGUUUGAAAUUGCUAAAGAAAAGAUCACUGCGCUGUAUGGAGAUGAUGCAGACAAGAAAACAUUAGAAGAGCUCAAGAACGAUGACAAACUUGCUGAGAUUGAAAGGUUCAUUAAUAAGGAAAGAUGUUUCUCAACAAGUAGUGUAUCUGAAUUUAAGAAUGAUGUUGCAAGUUACAUACAACACAGCGAGUCAAGUUUCGGUAACUGGUACUGGCCGCUUGUGAAGAGUGUGACGAUCAAGAUUCCAGAUUGUCGUGAACUUCUAGAGCACAUUGUGCUUGUUGAUAUUCCAGGAUCUGGAGACUGCAACAGGAUUAGAGAUGAUCUGUGGAAAUCUAAACUGACAGAGUGCUCUUCUGUGUGGAUUGUAAGUGAUAUUAAUCGAGCAACCACUGAUAGUGGCCCUUGGGGGAUGGUAAAGCACUGCACUGAAGAACUGGGACCAGGAGGAGAAUGCAAAAGCAUCAACUUCAUCUGUACAAAGACUGAUGUGAUCGAUCCAGUAGCCUAUAUGAGAGUUACACGGCUUCCUAGAGACCAAGACAAGGAUGAGAAAAAACUAUGCAUACUUCAUAGAAACGGACGUGCCAAGAUGAAGGUCAAAGAAAAGUUAAAAAAAUCUAAACUUCAGAAAAUAUUCAGUACUGACAAUCAGUUUAAAGUUUUAACUGUAAGUUCCAAUGCAUUCUUUGAACCCAAUUUAAAUCUGGAAUCUAGUGAAACAGAAAUCCCUAAGCUGCAGGAUGAACUGAGGAGUCUUAACAAGAGCAUUCAUAAAGAACUGGUCAAAGAUUAUGUCAGUGAAGCAAAGGGAACUCUGCUCUUAAUCCAAAGGGAUCAGCUAGAAACAAACAAGAAAAUGAUGGAAAUGAAAGUCAUGGAAUUUGAGAAUAACCUAAAGACGUCACUAAAGGAACUGAGAAGCUAUUUUGACGGCAUUAUUAGUGAUUUGGACCAGUGUCUCACAAGGGGAGUGGGAGAAUCAGUGAUAUCAUGUGUUGCUUCCACACGCCAAUUGAUAGAGCCGAAUAGAGAUGGAAGUGGGUUCCACAGAAUCCUUGGAUCUUUUUGCAAGAACUAUGGAUGCUAUCGGUCGAAAAAUUGGGAAAAAGUUUUUGACCUGAACAAGACAUUGGCAGGACAUUUGCAUGAAUGUAUUGAGAAAGAUUUCAAUAAGAUAUUUCCUGUGACUGGAAAAACAGGGAUAUCAGCGCAGGAACAGAUUGAGAAGUUCAGUGUCAUCCAAAAUGAAUCUGCUAACCCCACACCUCUCAUAAAUAACAUUCAGAACUUCAUUCAAAUUGAGGAAACCCAACUGAAGAAAUUGCUCAUUGGAGAGAUUGUUACCAAGAAGAAGUUGAUCUACUCAUCAAUUCAAACAACCAUUCAGAGGGAAAUGGCUUCUUGCUAUGAAGAAGCAGCAGCAAUGACUGGAGCUGGAUCCAUGAAGAAAAGGCAACAACUGUUAAUAAACAGGGUUGUUGAGAUAAAACAAGACAUGUUUAACAAAUCCAAAAUAGAAGUGCUGAACAAUUGUAAUAAAUUAAAGCUUUACGUAGUGGAUGUUCUUGAAAAAAAAAUGAAUCAAGCAAUAGAACGCUCACAAUCACAAACCGGCAAAAUGCCCAGAGAGGAUGUCUCCGGGGAUAUUGAACAGCUGGACAGACUGUUGGAUCAACUGUCUGACUCUUGGGAAUCAAGCAAUAAGAAGCCAAGAGUGUAAAAUAAAGUGUAACUUUUUAAGUAAGUGUUUUCUUUAGUUUUAUGACACAUAUUUGAUUUCUUUACUCAAAAUAAUUUGUCCAUGUAGUUUUAUUAUUUUCUAUAUGUUUGUUUGGUUAAAGAUGUAUUUUAUCUUAAGUUGUUAACUUAAAACAUUUAUUGGAAUUGGAAUUUUAAGGUUACAUGAUGUAAUCUCCCUCUCACUUCUCUAUUCUGUUUUUCUGUGUUAUUUUAAGAUUAUGACAGGAUGAGGAUCCUGAAAAAAAGGAAAUAUCUGUUGGUUUUAGAAAAGUGUGGAAAAAUGUAUUCACUUUGCCUUAUCUUGUAUAUUAAGAAACUAUGGCCAUGGUAAACACAUUUACAUUUAUGCUUAUAUUUUUACAUUACAUUUAUGCUUUUUACAUUUACAUUAAGCAGAGAGGAGGCUUUGAUGAUAAUCUGUCUAUUUGUUUAUCCAAUCAACUUUGUAAUUCUUUGUUCCAUGAUGCAUGAAUAUUAAAGGGACAGUAUAAAAUGAAAUAUCUGACAAUAAACUUUGAAAAAGUUUGACCAUAGAA